Glarea lozoyensis ATCC 20868 is the source of this 1032-nucleotide messenger RNA. RefSeq lists its product as uncharacterized. Gene Ontology annotation, molecular function: structural constituent of ribosome. The coding region runs from base 1 to 1032 and encodes 343 amino acids. The transcript has a single exon. Lineage: Eukaryota; Fungi; Ascomycota; Leotiomycetes; Helotiales; Helotiaceae. Gene Ontology annotation, cellular component: mitochondrial large ribosomal subunit. Gene Ontology annotation, biological process: translation. The record is from RefSeq and is a predicted model, not a curated record.
AUGAUGCCACGAAUAUCUCCUCCUUCCCGAGCAAUCGCGUCUAUACUGAGAUGUAAAAAAGCAUCCAAGUCGCGAAGGCAUUAUGCUACAGCUGUGACUCCAUCAACAUCUCAUGACCCGAUUUCAAGAGUCUCUCCUCCGAUAGCUCGAUUUCCGCCCACACAGCCUCCUUCUUACAAGCCACCGGAGUUUCGCAAGUCUCAAUUGCUCCGCCAGUAUGCGUCCCUAAUUCGAUCAACGCCUCUUAUGGUUCUCUUCCAACAUAACAAUUUAAAAUCUCCAGAGUGGACUGGAAUACGAAGGGAGUUGAACAAAGCCCUGCGGAAAGUCGACGAUUCCAGAGUUGCUGCUGGGUUGCCAACGGAGAACCUAGGGGAGGGUGUCAAGAUUCAGAUUAUUCAGACUGGCAUAUUCGAAUCCGCAUUGAAGAUUGUGGAUUUUUACAAACCAGAAUCGCAACCGGCCACACUUGAUCCAACAGACCCUUCGACACCCUCCUCUGCCACAAUUCCUAUUGUCAAGCCUGACGGCUCCAAUCUGACUCACUCUUUAUCGGAGGCGGCGCACGCUGCCAUCAACAGAAAAUCACAUACACUCGCUCCGCUGAUGUCGGGGCCAAUAGCACUCUUAACUUUCCCUACCGUGUCCCCAGAACACUUAAAGGCAGCACUAUGUAUCCUUGCCCCGGUUCCUGGUCAGUUCCCAGCGCCGACACGAAGGGCAAACCCAGGAUGGCAUGAUCUUCCGGUGCAAACUGGAUUACAGAAGCUACUUUUACUUGGAGCUCGAGUGGAAGGCAAAGUCUUCGACACCGAGGGCACGAAAUGGGUGGGUGGUAUUAACGGCGGCAUGGAAGGAUUACGAGGCCAGCUGGUCGCUAUGUUACAGGGACUUGGCGGGCAUCUUACAAAUACCCUGGAAAGCGCUGCGAAGAAUCUGUAUUUUACGGUUGAAGGAAGACGAACAAUGCUGGAAGAUGAAGGAAAAGAGUCGGUGGAUACCAAGGCUGGCGAGGCCCCUAAAGUGGAAUAA